This is a messenger RNA of Parnassius mnemosyne (clouded apollo), 864 nucleotides long. Lineage: Eukaryota; Metazoa; Arthropoda; Insecta; Lepidoptera; Papilionidae. The record is from the annotation of a GenBank genome assembly.
AUGGACGGAAUGGUGGAGGAGAACGGCACGUCUGGUGGCGCAGGCGUUGCAGAUCCAUUGGCGAAUGCCAGCUCUUCUGCUGGUGCCUCAACCCCUCAUGUCGUUACUAGCAUCGUGCAACUAACCUUACCUGCACAAGCUCCAUCAGCACAGGUUCAAUCAGUCAUUCAACCUAACCAACAGUCAGUGAUACAGACAGCUUCGAAUAUACAAUCUGUGCAGUUACCCAAGGGAAAUGUGAUACUUGUUAGUAAACCUAGCUCUGUUAUACACACAACUCAAGGAACAUUACAGACAUUGCAGAUUAAACCAGAACCAAAUACAUUAGUGAAUACACAGGGACAAUCAUGCAGUGAUGAAAGUUGUAGUGAUGAUGAGAGUCCCAAGCGUAAAUAUCGUGAAAUGCUUACUCGACGUCCUUCGUACAGGAAAAUAUUGAAUGACCUAGGUGGUGCUGAAAUUGCUGAAAAUCGCAUGGGCUCUAAACCAGGAUGCGAGAAUGAAGUGUCGCUGUCAUCUCCUUUGUCAUUUGCACCAGUUAUUCCAGCUGGAGCAUUACAAGCAGAGAGCGGACUACAUACAUUGGCUGUAUCAGGUGCAGCUGGUGGCGGUGCUAUUGUACAGUAUGCAACCAAUCAAGAUGGCCAAUUUUAUGUGCCCGGUCCUAUCUUAGAAGACCAAACGCGCAAACGGGAGCUGCGGUUAUUGAAAAAUCGUGAAGCUGCAAGAGAAUGUCGCCGAAAAAAGAAAGAGUAUAUUAAGUGUCUGGAGAAUAGAGUUGCGGUUUUGGAAAACCAAAAUAAAGCACUUAUAGAAGAGCUAAAAUCCCUGAAAGAACUUUACUGUCAACAGAAAACAGAAUGA